ACUCAAGUGUGCCAGCUAGCCUCAAUCAUCUGGGUUUGCAAGAAGUCGUUUUUUUUGGCAUCACUUCCGUAAAAACCUUUGAUUCUCUUCAUCAGAAUGACGGCCAACGUUGUUGCGCUGCAUCCAAUCGGAAUAUUGCUUGCCAAAGGCAGCCUGGACUGACGUUUUGGAACUCUCGUCUAUUUCUAUUUUUCUCGCUACCAACACACGAUGACACGAGCGCUUGACCAGAAAUGGCCAUGGACUCUCGGGCCCAGUUCCUCCAGUCAGCCUGCGGCACAGCUCUGCCGGGAAAUUGACCACGAUGGCCAGCCAAGAAAAACAUUGCCUCGCCGCGACACUCACGAGAGCAUCUCUCUUUGCCCUCUUUACCACGUAUUGAUCACAAGAUGAAGCACAGCACGACAGCCUUGUUAGCCCUCGUGGGCAUCGCCGCGGCGCAAACCACGUCCGUGAUCAGCGUCCUGAACCCCUAUUUCGGUGACAACCCCUACGACGCGUCCAUCAAGGACGCUAAUCCCACCGCGACGACGUACAUCGUGAACUGCCAGACCAACAGCACGAAUUAUCAAUGUCGCGAGGACCCCUCGGCCUUGAUGACCCUCGUGGGAGGGCCGUCGACCAUGGAACUUCACAUUGACCAUACUGCCAGCGGAGUAUCAAUCGAGUACAUUGGUACCGUUUCAGGCGAUGGCCUGGACUACCAGCAGAUUGUGACAAAGAGCGGAAACACCGCCAUGAUGGCCAACAUGAGACUUUCACCUCUGACGGCCACAAGCCUCUACGUUCCUCUCACCGUCACCGCUGGCCUGGAGAAGUUGCAGCAAGCUCAGACCGGCGCUACUGCGACUGCGGUUGCAACGGCUACGGCGUCCUCCACCGGAUCGGCGCAGAGCGGGUCUGGGACCGGAUCCGGGUCCGCUGCAACAGCAACGACUGCGCAGGCCUCUUCGACGUCAACUGCUAAUGCCGCUACACCACGUGCCGGCUGGAAGGGUCUUGUCGCUGGUGCAUUUGCUGCAGUUGGGUUCAUAAUGUUCUAAGUACGCCGGUGGCGGAGCCAAAUCUUUGAAGAUGUUGUUUCAGUUGAGGCAUCGAGCCGUGGAGUGUACUUCGGGAACAGCAACAGGCGACCUUGCGAAUGAGUCG
This is a messenger RNA of Colletotrichum acutatum, 1149 nucleotides long. RefSeq lists its product as uncharacterized. The transcript is spliced from 2 exons. Bases 390 to 1043 code for a protein of 217 amino acids. NCBI's taxonomy places the organism in Eukaryota, Fungi, Ascomycota, Sordariomycetes, Glomerellales, Glomerellaceae. The record is from RefSeq and is a predicted model, not a curated record.